Molecule: messenger RNA, 2991 nt
Organism: Hermetia illucens (black soldier fly)
Lineage: Eukaryota; Metazoa; Arthropoda; Insecta; Diptera; Stratiomyidae
Product: adenylate kinase 7-like
Exons: 7
Coding region: 317-2914 (865 amino acids)
Biological process (GO): nucleobase-containing compound metabolic process
Cellular component (GO): cytoplasm
Molecular function (GO): ATP binding; AMP kinase activity
Source: RefSeq, a predicted model, not a curated record
UCGUAGUAGUGCAAUCGUUAUUUAUUCAUUUGAUUAAAUGAUAAUUAUAAUCAAUUCAGAAAAUUCAGUCCUUCAGAUUGUUACCGAAAGACAACGUUUAUUAUAUUAGCUUAUAAUUGAUUCACAUAGUAAAGGAAAGUGGCAAUUGUAUCCUAAUUAUAUCACUUCCGUAGAUCUACUUACUAAAUGUAAUAUUUCAAUAUGGUGACCAAAAUAAUUUUAUUAGUAAAUAUGAAUUUUUGAAGAGCGGCAUUCAUUAGCUGCCAUAUUGAUUGAAUAAUUUCUAUUGGCCGAAACGAUUCAGAACCAUUUCAAAAUGGCUGCUACGGAGGAAGAAGGCGCAGCAUCCAUUGAAAAUGUUGAAAACACUGAAGACGAGCUGACAAUUCGCAAAAUAUUUAUUGGUCAUGUGAAUUCAUACCAGGGUAAGGCGAUUGCAAAGAGAUUGCCUGAUUUCAAAAAUCAUGCAUCGUCGAUAUCCGGCAAGUUAUACGAGAUAUAUGGUAGCCUCCAAGUAAGUGACGAAGUCGACAAUGAGGUCGUAGAAAAUUACGCCCCGCGUAUACUAGAUCGCAAGAAAUCGUCAUACUGGCUUAGUAUCUUAGAAUGUGAAAUCAUUGUAUACGAUAUAGGAAUGCACAACUCGCAAGUGGUUGAGGCACAGAAAGUGCUGGAGAUGCUUGAGGCAAAAUUGAAAGCUUGCGAACCGGAUUCAAAUGAACCUGUCAGGUACUUUAUCCUUAUUUCGACACCCAUGGUUUGGGCACGGACCGUUGUGGAGAGUGAUGAGGGCGCAGCACCACUAACAGAAGCAGAUUAUCGAAAGCGAAGAGCUCACCCCUGCUAUUUAAAGCACCAAUACCUAGAGCGUGAAGUGAUGAACGCCCAAAAUCGACAUAAGGGGAGGCUUCGGACGAUCGUAAUUUGCCCAGGUGUUACUUACGGUGGGCGUAAUGAUGUUCUACAUUACAUCUUCAAAAAAGCAUUCUAUAAUAAGGAGUCAAUUGAGAUAUACCAGAAAGAUCGUAACGAACUAAAUUAUAUACCAAUGAUAUACAUAAAUGACUUCGCACAGAUGAUUUCUAAUGUGAUUGAAAGUUUCCCACCCGAAAAAAUACGAUACCUGCUAGCGGUUCAACCGAAUCCAAUGUCUUUGAAAAGCUUCGCCAUUGUUGUGGCAAGGACCUUAGCGGGUAAUCCAAUGAAAGUGAAGAUAUGCACAAAAGAUGAAAUCUUGAACGCUUCAGAAAACCUCAUUUCGCAACGUGUCUAUCAUUACCUUACCCUAAACUUGAAAAUGGUGCCAACAUACUUUCAAGAUUUCCCAUUCACAUUUUCGGAUGACUUAGAGGAAAUGGGUAACAGACUGGCAGAUGAAUUUCGGCGUGAACGGAAUUUAUUACCAAUCAAAAUCAUAGUGGAUGGACCACCAUGUUCAGGGAAAACCACGCUUUGCAGGGCACUUGCUGAACAGUAUGAAGUCCAUUACAUAGAUCCGAAAUCUGUCGUUUACAAUGUUAUAAAGAGUUUGGAACAAAAAAUAGAGGAAGCAAAGUCUUACCUGAAUCAAACUAGAAACUUUGACGCUGCGGAAUACAUGGCGGAAGAUGUCGAAGGUGAUUUGGAUUUACCGGCUGGCGCUGAAUCUGCAGACUUUCUUCGGCAGCCAGAGAUGUCUGUUGAGAUUGUGAAAAUGACCGAUAGUUUGCGCGAGCAGUUAAUCGAAUGGGAAGCAGAACUAACAGAUUUGACUGAAUACAUGCAGUCGGUUCACGAAGAAGAUGAGAUGGAUUUCGAUUACAUAAAAAAGUGCCUUGUUGAAAUUCUCUCAUCUAAGCCUUGCAGUGAAAAUCAAGGUUACGUAAUAGAUGACUUCCCAUUUGAUUAUAACCAAGCCAGUGAAAUAUUCCCGACAUCGUUAUUUCAUCCUAGCGAAGAGGAGGAGGAAGAAGAUAUUCCCCAAAAUAUGUAUACUUACAGCAUGAAACCAACGUUUUUCAUUGUUCUCAUCGCUCCUGAUGAAAUUCUCUUUAAACGAGCCAUGUCGCUAACGGAGAAAGAAGCCGUUGAGACGCAGAACACCGAAGAGCAGCUGAUUGCUCGGCUAUCAAAGUAUCGUGAGCGAACUGAAGAAGAUGUCACUUGCACUUAUUUUUUUAGUGACAAUGAUAUAACACCAAUCAUUAUCAAGAUAACGGCAGACAUGAAGCCUGAACAAGUGCUUGAGCAGGUUAAAAGGCAAAUUGGUGCCCCGCAUAUAUAUCCCAUGACCCGAACACAAAUGGAUCAAAUCGCUAAAUCUGAACUCAAAGCAAAAAUGGAGAAAGAACAAGAAGAGCGCCUCAGGAGGGAGCAAGUUGAACGCGACGAAAUAGCUGCAAGGGAGGAAAAGCUUCAAGAUUGGACUGAGAAGUUUGAACGUCUUAAACGACAAGAGCAAGAUAUGCUUGAAUCGAAAAGCCUUCCGUUACGAAGCUAUUUAUGCAAAUAUGUGCUGCCCACCUUAACUGAAGGUUUACUAAAAGUUGCAGAAGUCAAACCCGAAGAUCCUAUCGACUAUUUAGCGGAGUAUUUAUUUCGUUGUAAUCCAACUGGUCGCGUCUUGGAUCCGGCCUACAGUGAGGAAGCAAAACGUCUACUUCUUAGUUUAGAUUGGGAUGCUGAGCAGAUGAUUGCAAAGCAGGGUGACGAGGAAAGUCGAGCCGACAGUCUGGAAUGCGACGAUAGCUUCAUAACGCAUCAAAUAGAUGCAAAAAGCAGUUACAUUGCAUUUAAGCGGAAGCACAAACGAACGCAGAAAUCUGAAGCAUCGAAAACUUCAAGUUCCACUGAUAGCGUUCAAGGUAGUAUAAAACAGAAAAGCCAUGCAAGUACUAGGAACGAAACAAAAUCAGAAAUGAGGAAACCAAUGUAAAUGAAAUUUAACAAUUUUAUUUGUAUAUCUAUUAAAGCUAAAUCUACAGUAAGUUGUUAACAAUAAAAACACGUUUU